Cucumis melo (muskmelon) is the source of this 2341-nucleotide messenger RNA. RefSeq names its product probable nucleoredoxin 1 (gene PDI3). NCBI's taxonomy places the organism in Eukaryota, Viridiplantae, Streptophyta, Magnoliopsida, Cucurbitales, Cucurbitaceae. Gene Ontology annotation, molecular function: thioredoxin-disulfide reductase (NADPH) activity. The transcript has 5 exons. The record is from RefSeq and is a predicted model, not a curated record. The coding region runs from base 139 to 1824 and encodes 561 amino acids.
UCUUCCUGUUUGCGUUUUUCUAAUGCUACUAAGCACUUUUGAUUUCGCUAUAUUAAUGGCGAUUCCUUUCAUUUUCAUGUGUUCUAUUGUAUUUCAUUUCCAAUUACCCUCUAAAACUCAACAACAAACUAUUCCCUUAUGGCUUCUGAUGCUGUUCAUGACAUCAAUUCCCUAUUUUCCUCCGACGGAAGAGACUUUCUCAUACGCAAUAAUGGCGAUCAGGUGAAAAUCAGUUCCUUAAUUGGGAAGAUUGUGGGAUUGUAUUUCUCCGCGUCUUGGUGUCCUCCUUGUCACCGUUUCACUCCAAUAUUUGCUGGGGUUUAUGAGGAAUUAGUUUCUAAGGGUGAUUUUGAAGUUGUCUUUGUUUCUAGUGACAACGAUGAAGAGUCUUUCAAGGACUACUUCUCUAAAAUGCCAUGGUUGUCAAUUCCAUUCUCUGAUUCAGAGACCAAUCAACGUUUGAAUGAACUUUUCAAAGUCAGGGGAAUUCCUCAUCUUGUUGUUCUCGACGCCAACGGGAAGGUUUUAACUAACGAUGGAGUGAGACUUGUCAGUGAAUAUGGGGUUAAUGCCUAUCCCUUUACUUCUGAGCAGAUCAAACUUUUGAAGGAGAAAGAGGAGGAAGCGAAAAGAAACCAAACCAUCAGUUCCAUUUUGGUUUCGAACUCGCGUAAUUAUGUGAUUUCAAAUGAUGGAACUCAGAUUCCUGUUUCUGAGCUAGAAGGGAAAGUGAUAGGAUUGUACUUCUCAGUGUAUGGUCAUGAACCAUGUGAUGAUUUUACUUCUAUUUUGGUUGAUGCUUACAAGAAACUCAAAGAGAAGGGAAACAAUUUUGAGAUUGUGUUGAUCUCUUUAGAUGAUGAGGCUGAUGACUUCAAUGAAGCAUUGAAAGCAAUGCCAUGUUUGGCAUUGCCAUUUCAGGAUGAAAAAUGUAAAAAACUCAUUCGAUAUUUUGAGCUUAGUGAUAUUCCCACCCUUAUCAUAAUUGGACAGGACGGGAAGACUUUGCACCCGAAUGCAGUUGAACUCAUUGAAGAGCAUGGUUCUGAUGCAUACCCUUUCACUCCUGAAAAAAUUGAAAAGCUUGUUGAGAUUCAGAAGGCAAAACUUGAGUCACAGACUCUGGAGUCUCUUUUAGUUUCUGGGAAUCAGGAUUAUGUUAUUGGAAAAAACGGUAAAAAGAUCCCGGUAUCUGAGCUUGUUGGGAAGAACAUUCUGCUUUAUUUCUCAGCUCACUGGUGCCCCCCGUGUCGUGCAUUCUUGCCUAAGCUUAUAGAGGCAUACAAUGAAAUUAAACAAAAGGACAAAGAGUUUGAAGUCAUUUUCAUUUCAAGUGAUAGUGACCAAGAUUCCUUUGAGGAAUUCUUUUCAGGGAUGCCUUGGUUAGCCCUGCCAUUUGGUGAUGAAAGGAAGAAGUUCCUAAAUCGAAGAUUCAAAAUUGAAGGCAUUCCUACACUUGUAGCCCUUAACCGAAGUGGUCGUACUGUUUCAACAGAUGCUCGUAAGCUUAUAACAUCUCACGGAGCAGAUGCCUAUCCAUUCACGGAGGAACGUCUGAAGCAAUUGGAGGAACAGUUGGAAGAAGAAGCAAAGGGGUGGCCUGAGAAACUAAAGCAUGAACUACAUGAAGAACAUGAACUUGUUCGAACACAUCAAGCUGAAUAUUCUUGCGAUGCUUGCGAUGAGAUGGGAUAUGGUUGGUCGUUUUACUGUGAGGAAUGUGACUUUAGUUUGCACCCAAACUGUGCUAUGAAGAACGACGGCGAAGCUGAGGAGCAGAAAGAAGGGUGGAUUUGCGAGGGAGACGUGUGCCGUAGAGUCUAAGGAAACAUAUGAAUAUAUAUGAAAGGCUAUGAGGGUUACAAGCAAUUCAAGGGUAGAGUUUGGUGUUGAUAUUGUUUUGGAUCUAAAAAGAGCGAAAACAAAGUCAAGAGGCAUCAACCGGGACAAUGAGUGAAGAAAAUAGGCUUCAUUGACCUAUGUCUUGCAGUGUCGCAAUGCUGUAAGGCUAUAGCCUUGGAUUUUGAAAAAAGCAUAUGGCGCCGCAACACGAUAACAAUUUUAUUAAAGAUAUUUUCCAUCGCUAGGUUGAGGAGAUAUUUGAUUCCAACUUACUUUGGCCAGUUUUCUCCCAAUUUUCCGAGCUUUUCUUGUUUGUUUAUAUCUCUUGAACUCUUUCUCAUCAUUCAACGUGUGGAUGAGAGGCCAGUUACUUGUUUCUAGUUUGGGUUUUUAGGAUUUCUUCCCUAUUUCAUUGUAGCUGUGAGAAUUGAAUUUAACUAUUUUGUAUUAUUUAGGUUCUAUUAAAUGAAUCUUCAUUAUAUAUAUUUUUUUUGUCUAA